AUGUCAGAUCAAGCCAUCAAGAAACAAAAGAUUGAAGAAAGCUUAAAAGUUUUCUUGCGUUCCGAUAAAGCUACCUUACCAACCAGAGGUUCAGCUUUAGCUGCAGGAUAUGAUAUCUACUCAGCUGAAGAUUCUAUUGUUCCUGGACAGGGUCAAGCAUUAGUUUCCACUGAUAUAUCUAUCAUUGUCCCUGUGGGCACUUACGGUAGAGUAGCACCAAGAUCAGGAUUGACCGUCAAACACGGAAUUUCCACUGGUGCCGGUGUCAUUGAUGCAGACUACAGAGGUGAAGUCAAGGUUGCACUUUUCAACCACAGUAAGAAAGACUUCGAAAUCAAGAAGGGAGAUAGAAUUGCCCAAUUGGUUUUGGAGAAGAUAGUUAACGCUGAAAUCAGAGAAAUCACCCAAGAAGAAUUAGUAACUACUGAAAGGGGUGAAGGUGGAUUUGGUUCCACUGGUAAAUAG
Messenger RNA from Dujonia railenensis, 465 nucleotides. The record is from the annotation of a GenBank genome assembly. NCBI's taxonomy places the organism in Eukaryota, Fungi, Ascomycota, Pichiomycetes, Serinales, Debaryomycetaceae.